This is a messenger RNA of Stegastes partitus (bicolor damselfish), 1254 nucleotides long. RefSeq names its product retinol dehydrogenase 20 (gene rdh20). The record is from RefSeq and is a predicted model, not a curated record. The transcript is spliced from 5 exons. Lineage: Eukaryota; Metazoa; Chordata; Actinopteri; Pomacentridae. Bases 1 to 951 code for a protein of 316 amino acids. Gene Ontology annotation, cellular component: lipid droplet. Gene Ontology annotation, molecular function: oxidoreductase activity, acting on the CH-OH group of donors, NAD or NADP as acceptor.
AUGAUUUUCCUGAUGGAUCUCCAGAUGAUGCUGCUGGAUGUGAUUUACUUCAUCCUGCGCAACUCUGUGCGGGUCGUAAUGCGCCCACGCACCAAGCCCAUCGACGGGGAGCUGGUGCUGAUCACCGGGUCGGGCGGUGGCCUGGGUCGUCUCUUUGCUCAGGAAUUCACCAAGCAAGGGGCAGAAGUGGUGCUGUGGGACGUGGACGGCAGCUCCAAUGAGCAGACAGCCAAGCUGGUGCGCGAGAUGGGGGGCACGGCGCACACCUACACCGUGGACGUGACCAGCCGGGAGGACGUGUACCGCAACGCAGAGCUGGUGCGAAAAGACCUGGGCCGGGACGUCACCAUACUGGUGAACAACGCCGGCGUGGUGGCCGGACGACGCAUGCUGGAGUGUCCUGAUGAGCUGAUGGAGAGGACCAUGAAGGUCAACUGUCAUGCCCUCUUCUGGACCGUGAAGGCUUUCCUCCCUCAAAUGAAGGCCCAGAACCACGGACACAUCGUGACCAUCGCCAGCGUCCUCGGCCUGUUCAGCACAGCUUGUGUCGAGGAUUACUGUGCCAGUAAGUUUGCUGCCGUGGGCUUCCACGAGUCUCUGGCUCACGAGCUGCUGGCUGAUGAAGUUGAAGGAGUGAAGACCACCCUGGUGUGCCCCUACAUCGUGGAUACAGGAAUGUUUGAAGGCUGCAAGAUACGGGAGGAAGUGGAACUGCUCCUACCCCCUCUGGAGCCUCAGUACUGUGUUGAGCAGGCGAUGAACGCCAUCCUGAUAGACCAGCCUCUGGUGUGCAUCCCCCGCCUCACCUACCUGCCCUUCCUCUCCAGAGCGUUGUUGCCAUGGGAAUCCAAUGUGGCUGCGUACCGUUUCAUGGGCUCUGACAAGUGCAUGUACCCCUUCAUCGAUAGUGUGCAGAAACAAGUGACUAACGGCUCUGUUCAGGUUGCGUAAGCACGCCACGAUUCAGUCACGUGGGCGGUCAGAACUGGCGGGAGGGACUUCAGAUUUUGAGACUGAUCAUUCAGAAGCCUGCAGUAGAUGACCACUCAGCCAAGUUGUCAUCAGCACCCAACGAGACUCCAGCAAUGUUCGGAUGAAAUUUAAAGUCCCUUCAAAGAUGUUGUGACAUGACCAAACAGUGACUAAAUCCUGAGCUGACCAAAAUGGGAAAAUAUCUUUAAUAUGUGUAACUUAAUGAUGUGACUGAAUGUUGUGCUGUGUGACAUUUACAUAAAAUAAAACGACUGAAAAGCU